AUGGCGUGGGAGCUGACGUAUAAUUGGCGUGUGGGGGCAUGUGGAGUGGAGGAUAACAUAACGGAUAAUCUCACAAACUUGGCUGACGUUGAAAAGCUUCCUAUGCUGGUUGAUUGGGCCAUCGGGAAUACCACGUGCGAGGAGGCCAAGAGAAACUCCAGUGGCUAUGCUUGCGCCAUUGACAACUCUGAAUGCUACAAACCUGUAAACGGCUAUGGCUACCGCUGUUGUUGCAAUAGUGGAUUUGAAGGAAAUCCUUAUCUAACUCAUGGAUGUAUAGAUAUUAAUGAAUGCGAAAAUAAGACUCUAAACAAUUGCACCAAGAAUGAGUACUGCAAUAAUACACAAGGGAGUUACACAUGUUCUUGUCCCAAACAUUUAGAUGGUGAUGGACGAGGUGAAGAUGGCUGCAAGCUUGCCUCAAAGAAGCAGAAUAUGAUGAUUGCCUUUAUCUUCAUUGGAGUUGCCUCUGGGAUUAUUACUCUGCUACUUGUUGUUAUCCUACUCUACAUGGAACUCAAGAGAAGAUCACAGAGAAAGAAGAAGCAACGAUUCUUCCUCCAAAACGGUGGACAAAUGUUACAGGAGAAACUGGCGAGGAGAGAAGCCUCAUCGGACAUGGUCACCAUUUUCAGCUCAUCCGAGCCAAAGGCUACCAACAACUUCCACAACAACAUGAUCAUUGGCCGAGGUGGCUUUGGUACCGUGUACAAAGGUGUGCUAGCGGACAGAAGAACCGUUGCCAUCAAAAGGUCCAUAAGAGUUGAUCCCGCACAAAUCGAGCAGUUCAUCAACGAGGUAGUUGUUCUAUCUCAAAUCAACCACAGGAAUGUAGUAAUACUUCUUGGUUGUUGCCUAGAAACAGAUGUUUCGCUUUUGGUCUACGAGUUCAUUAGCAACGGCAUCCUUUCUUCACACCUUCACAAUGAGGUUAAGGCGUCUGCUCUUGAUUGGAGCACGCGUCUGAAGAUUGCUGCAGAAACUGCAGGGGUGCUGUCAUAUCUGCACUCUUCAGCUUCUAUUCCCAUCAUACAUAGGGAUGUCAAGUCGGACAAUAUCCUCUUAGAUCACACUUUUACAGCUAAGGUGUCCGAUUUUGGAGCAUCAAAGUUGGUUCCGAUUGAUCUCGAGCAGCUGUCCACUGUAGUGUUAGGAACUUUGGGAUACCUUGACCCUGAGUAUAUGCAGACGAACCAAUUAACAGAGAAGAGUGAUGUUUAUAGUUUUGGAGUUGUUCUGUUGGAGCUAGACACAGGGCGGAGAGCAUUGAAUUUUGAUAAGCCGAUAGAGGAGAAGAGUCUAGCCAACUAUUUCCUGUCUGUACUCAAACAGGAUAAGUUGUUUGAAAUUCUUGAUGAAAAAAUUGCGAAUUCAGAAAAUAUGGAUCAAAUAUCUUUGGUUUCUAAGCUAGCGAAAGAUUGCUUGAGCGUGAGAGGCGAAGAUAGGCCGAGCAUGAAGGAGGUGGCAAUGGAGCUUGAAGGGCUAAUACUCGGAGGAAAGCACUCAUAGGAACGAAAUAAUGCAGACAAUGCAGAGGAGAUGGAGUCUUUGCUAUCAAAUAAUCCAGAUGGAAUGAGAGGUGUGAACUCAAGUGUGGGAUAUGACAGCAUUAGCAGGGAUCAUAUUGUUUUACCAAUCAAUGUAGGAAGAUGAUAUUUUACUUUGAGAAUUUAUGUGUAUAUGUUCAUGUUGAGUUUUGUGAUUUAGUAUUGUGUAACAUAUUGUGUUUUGUAAUAUCAAUUGUCUGUUUUUGUUA
Molecule: messenger RNA, 1756 nt
Organism: Salvia hispanica
Lineage: Eukaryota; Viridiplantae; Streptophyta; Magnoliopsida; Lamiales; Lamiaceae
Source: RefSeq, a predicted model, not a curated record